Molecule: messenger RNA, 846 nt
Organism: Drosophila santomea
Lineage: Eukaryota; Metazoa; Arthropoda; Insecta; Diptera; Drosophilidae
Gene: bic
Product: transcription factor BTF3 homolog 4
Exons: 2
Coding region: 158-667 (169 amino acids)
Cellular component (GO): cytosol; nascent polypeptide-associated complex
Source: RefSeq, a predicted model, not a curated record
UAGUCAACACUCACGUUUAGUACUGCCUACCAGUACUACUCACAUAUACAUACCUCUUUUGCCAUUUUUAUCAUGGCGAUUUCUUUUUGACAUUUGACUACGACUGGGCGCACGUGUUUUCUGGCAAGGCUCUGUGCUAAAUUAUAGUAAAAUCAAAAUGAACCCGGAGAAGCUGAAGAAGUUGCAAGCGCAGGUGCGCAUUGGCGGCAAGGGCACCCCCCGCCGCAAGAAGAAGAUCGUCCACUCCACGCCCGCCACCGACGACAAGAAGCUGCAGUCGUCGCUCAAGAAGCUGUCGGUGAACACAAUCCCCGGCAUCGAGGAGGUGAACAUCAUCAAGAACGAUGGCACCGUCAUCCACUUCAACAAUCCGAAGGCCCAGGCCUCGCUGCCGACGAACACGUUCGCCAUCACAGGCCAUGGCGAGAACAAGACGAUCACCGAGAUGGUGCCCGGCAUCCUGACGCAACUGGGUCCCCAGGACAUCAACCAGCUGAAGAAGCUGGCCACGGAGAUUGCCAACAAGACCGGCGCCGGCGGCGCAGCCGGCUCUUCGGCCGCCGAUGCCGGUGACGAUGAUGUGCCCGAUCUGGUCGAGAACUUUGAGGAGGUGGCCAUCGCCGGCACAAAGGAGGAGAAGUCCGGUGAGGUGGCGGCCUCCGCUUAGGCAGGUCCAACCCCGCCCGCCCGGGCAAAUCACACCACACACACCGAAAACAAAAACAUACAUACAAAACAUACGGGGCCAGGGAGCAAGACGAAGGGGCAGGCAUACAGGACAGGACCCACACCCCAGAUGCCGGAAUUACACCUACCAUUUAGCCAUUCCGGUUUCAAAUCGGAAAC